Messenger RNA from Pangasianodon hypophthalmus (striped catfish), 2694 nucleotides. RefSeq names its product dickkopf WNT signaling pathway inhibitor 1b (gene dkk1b). Gene Ontology annotation, cellular component: extracellular region. NCBI's taxonomy places the organism in Eukaryota, Metazoa, Chordata, Actinopteri, Siluriformes, Pangasiidae. Gene Ontology annotation, biological process: negative regulation of canonical Wnt signaling pathway; multicellular organism development. The record is from RefSeq and is a predicted model, not a curated record. Gene Ontology annotation, molecular function: receptor antagonist activity; co-receptor binding. Bases 1473 to 2183 code for a protein of 236 amino acids. The transcript has 4 exons.
AUAAAUGCCUAAAAUUAGCAAACUUACCUGCCAAUAGACUAUUUCAAGCUUGAAAUCAGUAAAAAAUGUCUAGAUCUAAGUUUUAGUAAUCCUAUAUCUGGUUUGUUGUAGGAAAGACUAGAUAAAUUUGACUAUAUUGCUAAGAAGUCAUUUUUUUGCAAUACCUAAACGUGUGAUUUUUUUUUUUUCAUCUCACUUCCCUUUAAGAUAACACAAACAGUUUAAAUAAAUGCCAGCCCUCUUGUCUGUAGAGUUGAGCUUCACAAGGCUCAGGACCACUUACUUACCUUAGUGUUAAUCAGCCACUGUUUACUCGCGAGCGCAGACUGAAUGAUAAUUAAUUCGGUAAACUUUCCCCGCCUUCUCAUUUGCAUUCCGCCUUUGAUCUUUGCUUACUUUUGUUUUAUCGAAUGCAUUUCAAAGUCCCUUCAUUACAAUGUGGCUAAUGGAAAGGAGAAGCAGAGAAAAAAAUCCGAAAGCUACUGUCUUAAUGUCUUAUAACAUUUCAUGCACAGUACAGCAUUUUCAGAUGGGCUGCUGUACAUAAAUACACAAUUAGCAUAAAUACAUAGAAUAAAUACAUGAUGUGUAUGCAUGCAUGUAUGUUUGUAUGCAUGUGUGCAUGUAUGUGUGUAUGUAUGUAUGCAUGCAUGUGUGUAUGUAUAUAUGCAUGCAUGUAUGUUUGUAUGUAUGUAUGUGUGUAUGUAUGUAUGCAUGCAUCUAUGUAUGUAUGUAUGCAUGCAUGUAUGUAUGAAUGUAGGUGUGUAUGUAUGUAUGCAUGCACGUAUGUAUGAAUGUUGGUGUGUAUGUAUGUAUAUAUGCAUGCAUGUAUGUGUGUAUGUAUGUAUGCAUGUGUGUAUGAGCCCUUAUUCACUGAUGUAGGCUAUUUAUUUAAACUAUUAAGUGACAGAGACAUUGUAUCCAGUGUGGUCAGGCAGUGGAUGAAAUGUCUCUCUCAUUUAUCAGUACUUCUGAGACAUUAAGGGACGCAAAAUGCGUCUAACUUCCACAGUAAUCCCGGCUGAUUAGAGUGCUCCCCAAUACACAUCGCGUUCAUUCCAGUUAAAGCAGGAGUAACAGCUCGGCUAACAGAGCGCCGCGCGCUGCGUUUGAUGUGAGCUCGUGCACAAACACGGCGCGAGGCUUAAAUACCACAAUGCGCUCCCUGCCCUGCCAAACACACCAAACCCACCAAACACACCGGCAGCGGCGCUUUUGAAAGUUCACCCCCCCCAACACACACACACACACACACACACACCCUCCACCUCCUCCACCCCCCUCCUGCUCCUCCACCACCUCCUCCUCCCUUUGUGACUUACGGCGAGGGGCGGGGAACGCAAACAUCGAGCCUGGGGUAUAAAUGAAGCGUCACGAGCUGCAGACCGGCACGAACAUAGCAGCUGAGAAACCCUCGGAGAUCUCCAGUGAGGACUUCUGUAGCCUGUUGCAUUGAAGGAAUAUCCGCUCUGAUGGCGCUCGUGGCGUUUUCCGCCUUGUGCAUCACUCUGCUCACGUGCGCAGCCGCGAGCGCUGUUUUGCACAACUCCAACGCCAUCAAGUUCGGUCCAGCUGCGGCCACCGCGAGCCCAGAUGUGCUGCCAGUGGAGGGCGGGGAGCAGAACUUAGCCAUCGAUACAGCGCAGCCGCUCGUGUGCACGGCUGACUCUGAGUGCAGUCGCGAGGAGUUCUGCUUCCUCUCCCGCGGCGCGUGCCUUCAGUGCAAGAAACGCCGAAAGCGCUGCAUCCGGGACGCCAUGUGCUGCCCAGGCAACCACUGUAGCAAUGGAGUGUGUCAAGCGAACGACCCGGACCUCGUUCUCCAAGCGGGAGUAGAAGAGCUUGUCCCCGUCAGCGCUCUGCGUGAGGAGAACGCUUCAGUGGUCCAGCAAUCCAAAGUAGUAACUCAAGGCGCACCUCAAACCCUUAGAGGUCUGGAUGGAGAGAGCUGCCUGAGAUCUUCAGACUGCGCCGAGGGUCUGUGCUGUGCCCGCCACUUUUGGUCCAAGAUAUGCAAGCCAGUGCUGAAAGAAGGCCAGGUGUGCACGAAGCACAAGCGGAAAGGCACUCACGCUCUGGAGAUCUUCCAGCGGUGUGACUGUGGGGAAGGUCUGAGCUGCAGGAUGCAGAAAGGAGAUCACAGCAAGGCCUCACGAAGCCUCCACACAUGCCAGAGACACUGAGAUGCUCAACUCGAGGAUUAUUUACUGAAAGUUUCUGGGAAGCAGGACCAGUCUGAAAGAACAUAGAAAAACGUCACCAGUGGAAAUGGAUAUGGAAUAAGAUACUCUGUUUUUUUUUGUUUUUUUUUUUCUACGUAUAUAUAUUGUUCUUAUUUCUUUCCAUCUCCAGUUGUGUGUGUCAACAUCGCAGAGUAGAUAUAAAUGUUUCUCUAUGGAACUUGGCAUUUGAUGGUUGCAGUACAUUACUGUAUUGUAAAUACUAUUAGGAAGUUGGCACUUAGCUCUGAUUUUUGUCAACACACAGAGGAUGCAUCACCCCCUUUUGUAUAUACAGAUUUACACAAUCAUACAGAGUUUGAUAUAUGUCUAUUUUUUAUUCUAAAUAAAGAGUGUAAUGAUAUUUAUGUUUCAGACCAUGUCUAAGUAUGCAAAGACAAUCUGGUAGAUUAUUUCUGUAAUAGCUCAGAUGCAAAUAUUUCUUACAAUUACCAAUAAAAAGAUAAAUGGUAAA